GUGAGGAGAGUAAUGACCAUCCUGUUCCUUACUAUGGUUAUCUCAUCCUUCGGUUGCCUGAACGCUGUCCCAAUGAAAGAAGCUGGAGAUCGGGGUGACAGCGCCUCGCUCUACCCGGGGUUCCGGCCCAGCGGGACACUGGAGGGGCUGGACGGCGGAGGGAGGGGAGAUGCCGGGUCUCCCCGGGGACUGGGGGCGUUGGCCCACACCGUCGAGCAUGUGCUGGAAGAGUUCCUGCAAGCAGAUCCCGAGGCUCGGCCGGGUGACCGCGGAGGAGGCGGUGGUGGUGGUGGUGGAGGUGGUGGACGGGACAAGGAGGCGGAUUUGUACUCGUCCAGGGUCAUGCUGAGCGGUCAAGUGCCUUUGGAACCCCCUUUGCUCUUUCUGAUGGAGGAGUACAGGAACUACUUGGAGGCGGCCAAUAUGUCGGCGAGGGUCAGGCGUCACUCCGACCCGUCCAGAAGGGGAGAGCUCAGCGUCUGUGACAGUAUUAGCCAGUGGGUGACCGCUGACAAGAAAAAGACCGCCGUAGACAUGUCCGGCCAGACGGUCAGCGUCCUGGAGAAGAUCCUCGUCCAGAAUGGCCAACUCAAGCAGUACUUUUACGAGACCAGAUGCAACCCCAAGGGUUUCACUAACGAAGGCUGCAGGGGGAUAGACAAGAAACACUGGAACUCCCAGUGUAAAACCAGCCAAUCUUACGUACGAGCGCUAACCAUGGAUGGUAGGAAAAAGAUUGGGUGGAGAUUUAUAAGAAUAGACACUUCGUGUGUAUGUACACUGACCUUUAAGAGGGGAAGAUAG
Molecule: messenger RNA, 804 nt
Organism: Carcharodon carcharias (great white shark)
Lineage: Eukaryota; Metazoa; Chordata; Chondrichthyes; Lamniformes; Lamnidae
Gene: bdnf
Product: brain-derived neurotrophic factor
Exons: 1
Coding region: 13-804 (263 amino acids)
Biological process (GO): nerve development; nerve growth factor signaling pathway; positive regulation of peptidyl-serine phosphorylation
Molecular function (GO): growth factor activity; nerve growth factor receptor binding
Source: RefSeq, a predicted model, not a curated record